UACAAUUUGUUAGAAAAAUAUUGUCAUUGAUAAAACGGAUGCAAUUGCCCUGAAAAGUCACACAUAAAUACAAAACCUGUACAAAGUAACUUUAAAAUUUGUGUUGGUUCUGAAUAUACUGAAGAACCUCCUACAACUUCAUCUUCCAAUACUGAAAAAAUGCUAUCAACAUAAUUUGACACCAAUUUUACUACAAAACUUCCAAAACUUUGUUUUGGAAUCGAUCAAUACUUUUGAGAUAAAUUAAGUGAUACAAUUUAAAAAAAGAAAUUUUUUUCUUGGGUUUUGAUGAAAGUGUUAACAAAAUCACCCAGAAAGAUGAAUUCGAUAUCGGCCUCAGAUUUUGGAAACACAAAAGCCUCAAAAGGCUUAUGAUUUAGUGGAAGCUUUGGAAAAAUGUAGAAGAAAAUUGAUUUCACCUAUUUCAGUGAUGGACUAAAUGUUUAAAAUUACAAUUUCUUAAAGCUGACAAGAAUAUUUAGAUAUUAACAUCGAUAACAUGGUUAUUUAUCAAAAUAAAUAAAAUUGUACAAUUAAUAUCAUUCAUUCUGUUUUUCUUAAUCAAAUAUUGAAAAAUAUUUAAAUAUUGUAUAUAAUUAAAAUCUUGUUAUUAUCCGAUUCCUCAUAAUUGGAAAUUUCUUAACAACAUUUAAAUAAUAUUUAUUAACAAGUGUACCAAUAAAGUAAUUAAUGUAAAUGUAAUAAACCGGAAUUUUCGUUAGUUCGAAAGUGUCCUGAUGAUUCCGUCCUGGACUUUUUUUUUUUGAAAAACCCUGUAUAUAAUCCCACGGAAAAUCUUAAUAUAUCAGUGUGCCGUUUGUGAAUAACUAGCAUUAACAAUUAUUACAGAAGAGGGUAUUUCAUAAUUUUGUACUCCAAGUAUAAUGUUGAUAAUCAUUAAAUUUUUAUUGGAACAGAAUCUAGCUUUAAAUAGUCACCAGAUGGUGAUAGGAAUUCAUUUUACGUCCACUUUGUCAGUCGUAGACAACGGAAGGUGUAAAGUUAUUUAACCGAGGACAGACAGUUGAAUUUAGAUUAAAUUGAGUCUCAUAUAUUAGAACGUACUAACGAUAUUCUUAAAAGAUUAGCAUGCAAAAAUUAUUGAUUCAACCCACUUUAUACUGUCGUAUAUCACAUAUUUUCUCAGAUAAAUUUAUAUAUAUCCUUUUGCAUAUUGGAUGUCAUCACGAAAGUUAAACCAAUAGGACAAAAUGUAAGGGGGUCGUGGGAGUAAUAGUGCACCUCAUUUGUUAUUAUCCCUGGUAGUGUCUGACACCGAUAGAACGUAUUAUUAGGUUACUGAAACUGAAGGAAUUUUUGCCAUUUUGAAUAGAUCGUUGUACAGUAUUAGUUCAUUGAUAAAGUUCAACACCUUUACGAUUUGUUUGGGUGUGAAUAGAUAUACAGUAGGGUACGUAGAUCAUAUUUAAGAUAAUAUUUGUUAUAAAAUUAAACAAUUCUUUUGAUGUUGAGGAUUAGUUUCUUAUCAGUCAUUAUUCUUCUAUUAUUUUACAAAUCAAAUCAAAAUUGAAUGAUAUUAUACAGUGUGGAUCAUAUGCUACCUUUUAAAUUUGAUUACCUAUCAACUUUCCAUAUUAAAUUAAAAUUUGCAGAUGUUGCCAGCUGAAAUAAUGAUGACCAUGAUUUUCGGGACAUUAUGAUCUCAUUUUCAUCGAGAGGCAGUCCGCAGUCAUAUUUGUGCUAAGUAUUGAAGAAAUACGAGGUUUGAAAAUUAACACUUUAGUCUUUGAUUCGAAUCUCUGACGGCAUUUUCGUCUCAGUUGUUUGGAUAUUCUUGAUCCAUUGAAAAUACGUUUCUGUUGCAAUAUUUGAAUUUGUGAAAGAGAAAGAAUAACAAGGCAGUAGAUUCGACAAAGAGGGUGGCUAUGGUAGCACUAGAAUCUUUUUGGAUGCUACAAUCUGAGUCAUAUUUCAUUUUAUUUUUGCUCAUGUGAGCUUUGGUUGUUUUUAGAUCAUUUUUGUUAAAAUUUCUCUUUAAAGUCGAAAUUGAAUACUUUCUAAACAUAAUCGUACAGAAAUUUAUUGAUUAUUUUUCUGCGUAUUUUGCCAAUUAUUUUUUAGUUAUCAUGAUGGUAAAUGAAUCAGUACAGACAAGUAGAAAGAUGGAACAGAAAGCAUUUGAAGAACGUAGCAUCAAAGAAGGAUUAGAUUUAUGGAAAAAACAGAAGGAAUUUGAAUUAAGAAGAAAGAUACAAGAACAAAAAGAGAUCCGUAAUAUGAUGGAUACUUACUGGCCGUGGGGUAAAGGUACUGAUGCUAGACCGAGAGGUUUAAGAAAUAUUAGACUAGAUGAAUUAUUUCCGAAUAAAGAAUAUAUGAAUGCAAAACGUUAUGUUGGUGGAAGUUCAGAUAUUAAUAGACCAAUUGGAGGCGGGGGUGCACCGAUUUUUAGUAACGGAAAGAAAAUUACAAGAACAUGCGAAGAUCCAGUUCUUAGAUUUCAAUUCGGAAGUAAAGAUCUCAGGAGAUGCGUAGAUAAUACUCUUAGAUAUAAAACUAACAAAGAACAGCAGCAAGAAUAUAAGAAAGAAUUAGAUAAAUUAGUAGCAGAGAAAAAGCAAAAAGAAAAACAGGAGAAAACCGAUAAUAUACGUUUUCAUCAGGAACAAGGUUGGUCUGACGAAACCACACUGAAAAAUCUUGGAAAGGAAUCCACGAAACCCAAUUUCAAAAAAAUAAAUGGCAAUAAACCGAAUUACAUUUGUAAUAUAACAUCUUGUAAACCUUCUUUGAGGUUGGAUCCCAUAGCAUAUCCUAGAAGAAAUUUCAUUCCUGUUGGAAGAAACAGAAAACUCUCUCCCUUAUCUGAAAAUAAGGACGAAGGUGUAGAGUUGGUAACACUGUUAGCAAAAGACAGAAAUUAUCCACCAAAAAUUCCAUUGUGUAGUUCGGAUAUUACUUCAGAGAAGAAAAUGGGCAAUAUGAACCCAGGUAUAUGGAGUAGGGAAGGGUCUGCCUAUUUGAAAGUUUUGGCAGAGCAAAUGAUGUACAAAAAACAAAAAAUGAAGGAAAUGAAAAACAAGGAGGAUGAAAUUUGUAAGAAACACUUCUCAACUUGGACUGGAUUUUGGGGUAGACCUGGAAAUGGAGCACCACUACCAGAGAUCAGGAAACAUUGUUUGGACAAUAUGCUUUAUCCAAAAAUGACACCUAUACCUGUCCAUUGAUAGUAAUAAACGAUGCUAGGAAUAUUUUGAAAACAAGAAUAAACUGAUUACAGCAUUAUUUGAUGCAUGUUCACAAUACAUUAUAUAUAAUAUGUUAGAAAUAUAUAAAUU
This is a messenger RNA of Diorhabda sublineata, 3299 nucleotides long. RefSeq lists its product as uncharacterized. NCBI's taxonomy places the organism in Eukaryota, Metazoa, Arthropoda, Insecta, Coleoptera, Chrysomelidae. The record is from RefSeq and is a predicted model, not a curated record. The coding region runs from base 2088 to 3188 and encodes 366 amino acids. The transcript is spliced from 7 exons.